This is a messenger RNA of Helicoverpa zea (corn earworm), 17136 nucleotides long. RefSeq lists its product as uncharacterized. Gene Ontology annotation, cellular component: microtubule organizing center; filamentous actin. Gene Ontology annotation, biological process: actin cytoskeleton organization. The transcript has 20 exons. Bases 350 to 15709 code for a protein of 5119 amino acids. Gene Ontology annotation, molecular function: protein binding. NCBI's taxonomy places the organism in Eukaryota, Metazoa, Arthropoda, Insecta, Lepidoptera, Noctuidae. The record is from RefSeq and is a predicted model, not a curated record.
UCGCUCGGACGCCGACCGCGCCACACGCCACGUACACCCAGCUCGCAUGCUCGAAGCGGCACCACGCGAAAAAACACAAUAAAACCAAUCGACCCCGAGUGACCCCAAAAGUGCAUACCGAGCGGCCGACACGAACGAAACGACUUCGCGAAUACACUCUAUUCAAAAAACUAACACUAACGCUUUGCAGUAACACGUGAGCUUUAUUAACUGUUAUUAUAAGUUAUAAUUAACGUAAAGGUGGAAAUUAAACUGUGCACUGGAAGAUAUCAAAGUUUUGAGCGAUUGUUUUAAAUUUAAAUGAUAACGGGCGAGGUGUGCUAGCGGCCGGUGGCUGUGCUCACACAGAAUGUCUGAAGGCGACGUGUCGUUGAUCCGCGACGAGGAUCUGCUGCGGCGUAUGUGGCAGCAGACGGAAGACUUCUCUCGCAAGAAAGAGAUUCGCGCGCACAUGUACCGCCUGCGGGAGGAGCGUCUGCGCGACCUGUACUCGCCCGAACCUCCCAGAGAGGGGAAAGGUAGUGAGUUCAGUGCUGCGCAAGGCCACGUGAAGUCGUUCGCGGACCAGAGCUUCCAGUCCAUGAAGAGCAAGGAGGUCCGCGACGCUGGCUCCCCACCCAAGGAGUUCACGUACCGCGGCCAAGAUUUGAAGGCGCUGUCGAACGCUGGCUGGAAUGUGGAGUCGGAGAACAAGACUACCGACGAUGGUCACACGCACGUCAAGUCUGUCCACGCCAACAUUGAAGGCAGAUACGAUGUGGAUGGCGGCAAAGGACAAUUUGCUGCCGUCGAUCAUCAUAAAGAAGCCGUCACCGAGUAUCACGAUGACAACAGCAGCUUGAAACGUAACGAGACCUCGUCGAACACAGCAGCUCGCGAACACGUCGUGCGCAAAACUGAUGACGGCACGCAGAUAUCGUCUACCACCAGCUCGUCGACUUCUUCGUCCAAGUUCCAGCAGAUGUCUUCGACGCGACAUGAAACAGUGCCAUAUUUGACUAACGAUGACUAUGACCUACGAAGUUAUGAUACUAACCGCAAUGAGGAUUCAUCCUCUGUAACGAGAAGACAGAUUUCGAAAACUAAUGACUACGAACAAAACUUGAGGAACAAUGACUAUGAAACGAAUUUGAGAAAAAAUGACUACCAACAAAAUAUAACAAGAAAUGAAUAUGAACAAAGUGUCAAAAAGAAUGAGUAUGAACAUGUCGUGAGGAAAAAUGAUUAUGAACAAAACUUGACCAGAAAUGAUUAUGAGACUGGCGAGCUCGUCUCUAGGAAAGUGGAUUACCCUGAUGACAACACCAGGGUAAUUGUAGAGACGCGGUGUUUGCCUGACGGAACUCGGGUUACCAGCACCAAGAGAGAAUUUCGGGCUCCAGUACAAAGCACUCGCUCCGAACAUUCAUACCAGACAAGGGAAAAUAAAUCCUACUCCUCCCAACAGCGAUCUGAUGCAAAGGAAUCCUCGAAAAUUAUACGACACGUUAUUGAUGACCGCGCCACUGACAUCGUCGAUUCCCAAAGAAACGUUGAUGAUUACGAUUUCAAGAGACAAAUUGCUGAAUACACUUCAAAAGACAAUAAAGAUUAUUCGGACGUGCAGCGUCAUGAAACAAAAGUGAACAAAACAAAUAUUGAUAAUUCUAAGUUGGAUGACGAAUAUUCGAAAACCACUCGCCACGUGACUCGAGUCAAUAAAGUAAUAGAGUCCACAGAUAAAGACUAUGUAAACACGCAGUUUACGAAUCAGACCCAUGACCGACAAUAUCAAAUUAAUGAUGUUCAUAAGGAAACGGCUGUCCGCGAGAUUCGCGCUGAACCAAGCCCGCCGCGUGAUCAGCGCCCACGUACAGUUACACCGCAAAAUGAUCGACCUAAAUCUUAUACACCACGCCACGAUCGUCCUGAAACGAUGACACCAGCGGAAAACCGCCGUGACACAGAAACACCUAAAAACAAUCGUCAUGAUAUAAGAUCUCCGCGCGAUGAUUACCGCGAGCCUGUAAGGCCUCGUGAUGACCAGCCGGUACCGGUGAAAGAUUACGUCCAACACCAAACCAAAGAUACCGAGGAGAGAGUACAUCACGUCACAAGAGAUCAAAAGAUUGAGGAAACUGUAGAAAGGAAGACAAGCUCUGAUCAUUACCAAACCACAUAUCAAACAGAUUUUCCUCAAAAAAAGAUCAGCAAUGACUGGAGUCCAUCACAUCAGGCGUGGGCUAGUACACUCCGUGCCGAUACACCUACUACCACGCGACCUUCAACUAGGGCUUCUUCUCCUGGUAGUAGAACCUUCAAGUCCAGCUCAUCUUCGCUUAGGAGCAGCGUUAGCCCUGAUAAAAUAUCCAGGAAGCCAUCAAGCAGAGGUGGUAGUCCAAACAAAAUUGACAGACAUUCGCCAACCCGUAACGAUAAAAACUCUACCACACAUUCUACCCAUAGUGUCACUGAGGUUAAAACGCAUAAGUAUACCAGUUCCGAUGAUAAAAGACCUCCCACUGGUCGUUCUCCAACUAGGCCGGGUUAUAGCCCUGAGAGAAAACCCCAAGACACUCGCUACAGGCCCAGCGUAAGUCCAGAAAAAAAACCAGAACUUCCAUUAAGGCCUAGUGCUAGCCCAGAAAGGAAACCAACACAGAGAGGUUCACCUACAGUGAGCCACCGUAGAGUUACUUCUCCUACUCGCUUAAUAGGAAGUCGGGACUCGCCAAUAGGAUCGCGAGAAAGUCCAGAGACAAAGCCCACUGAGGACCCUUCUCUUAGCUCAAACUUCCCACGGUCAAGUCCGGAAAGAAAUAUAAAUAAUUUGCCUAAAGAUACUGCAAGGAAACCAGAUCUGAGUCCUGAUAGAAAACCAGAGCACGGAAAACCUCAUGAUGGUCGUAAAACUCCAGUAUCCGAGUUACCCCGUACCACCUCUCCACCGCGAAAGUCUCACCCUAAAGAUAGCACAAACAGAGUUGGCUCAAGUCCAGACCGAAAGCCUAGUUAUCAUCCAGCAAGUCCUUCGUCAAAAACUCCUGACGACAUUGUUGAAAAGCAACCAAAAGAUGCCCCAAGAUCGAGUGUGAGUCCUGAUAGGAAACCUGGAUAUAUGAAGCCAACUUCUGCGAGCAAGCCGUCAGAUAACCUCAAGUCCCCAACGAAGCAUGCACCAAUGCAAAGCCCUGAGCGUAAGCCUAUGGAAAAAUCUACCAACAAAGUACAAGAAGAUCACUAUAAAUUUAUUGACGAGGAAACAAUAAUGUUCACCCGUAACGAUAAAACUAAGCCAAAGUUACCCUCUGAACAAAAAGAUCAUUCACCUUCAAGGAAGAGUCCCAGUAAAGACACUCCCGAUUUCUGUAACACGGAAUUGACAAGAAAGAGAUCACCUUCUCCCAAGGAUCAUGUUAAAUUUAUUGACCAAAAAGAUCGGGUUGAUGUGACGCAGCUCAAAACUAUUGAGGUAACCGAGGAAACAACGUCAAAAUAUCGUUCUCCGAAGGAAAAAGAUACACCCAGUGAUAAAGCUUCUCCAAGGGAGCCAUUGCCGGUUAAUUAUGGAACUUACGACAAAAAGAAACCGUUCGUUUCUGAUGUCACCGAGGUAACUACAACUUUUAGAGACAGUACCGAUGUAAAGGACGAUUCGCAACCACGUCGUCAAAAAUCUCCAAACAAAACAUCUGUACAGCCAACAUCUCCCACAAAGAAGUUGCCACGAGACAGCGUGUCCCCUGUCAAAUCGCCUUCAAAAGAUUCCAAACACAAACACACUACUGACUUUAUUACAACAGAGAUAACUAGGGAAGAGAUAAAUAAAAAAACUACUGAAGAUCGUCCACGAAAACUUGUUACCCCAUCCUCUAGCCCCACUAGGAAACCGAAACCUACUGAUACUGAACCAUCGACUGGUCAAAGCUCUCCUACUACUUCUGUAAGUGGUUUCGUAUACUUCAGCUCGCCACGAACUGAAAAGCACAUUGUCACUGACUUAGACGAUCAAGAAUAUUAUUCUGAAAUGCACUCCACCGACGAAACUAUUACUAAUAUCAGUAAAAGACCGGAAAGUCUAGGAGUGAACAGAUCACAAUCUCCUUCUAAGAUUCCUUGCAGAUCUCCAUCUCCAGAGAAACGCGCCUCGCCUUCCAAGGAUAGUCUGCCACGAAAAAGUUCUUUGAAGAAACCCUCAACAGAAGUAACUCAAGCUUCUCCAAUUGAAAAACCCCCAUCCAGUUUUCGUGUUUCACCCACAGAAGAACCAAAGGACUUCCCUGAGCACAAAGUGGUAAAAAAAGAUCGGCCGGAAGGUCCUGAAUCUGAUGCCGUCGUUGGCAAAAUAAAACCACCUUUAGAGCGUAGAGAGACGUAUGAGGAUCGGUGCCGAAAAAUUCUUGGAAUGAUGGAUGAUACGACUACAUCCGAAACGAUUAAAAAAACCAGUUAUUUGAAGGAGCCAGAGGCAAACUUGAGCUCUCCUAGUGUCUCUCCUUGUCGCAGUCCUGUUCCAAGAGAGACUCCAUUUGAAUAUCCAACAGUUAAGAAAACGACGCAGACUAAGGACGAUGUAACCGAGUUCAUAGUGCGUGAACAAGAAAAUAUUGUGAAAACAAGCACUGUAAUUAAUGAUGAUACCUGUAUUAAUAAAGCACCUCGGGAGAACUUACCAGUAAAGCUAAAAGAUGUGACAGAUAAAACUACAAAAAAACAUGAAAGAACAACUGAGGAUAAAGUAGAUACAAAGAAAACUGUCACCAAUAAGUAUCCUUCACCGAGGCAAAGUCCUGAGAGGAAGCACUGGAAUCAAAAGUUAGAAGAAGAUCAGAAACUGUAUCCUGACGACCUUCCGAGGUCGACUGCAGGUGUUGAACCUACUUCUAAAGACUUCAACAAGCCUCGUUCAACUCCAUUGAAACCAAAUACAAUAGGUGCCUCGCCAAGAUCUAGCAUAAGUCCUGAAAGAAAACCAGGGUAUAGACCGACUGAGAAAAAGGAUGACAGUAAAUAUCCUGACAAAUCUACUCCAGCAACACCGGGCUAUAUGAAAACCACUUCAGCUACUUCAUCCAAAUAUGAUGCUACGACUGAAGAGAAUGAAACAAUUAGGACAAAAACAACAAUUGAAAGAAAAGUAACACAAUCUCCAACAAGAAAAACUCCAUCUGAUAAACCAGUUGGUCCAGAUCAACGUUCUGACAGGAGUCCCCAGCGAAAACCAAGCACUGACGAAAGGGCACCAAUCAAGACAAUGCCUGAAAAUAAACCUUCUGACACGUAUCCCAGAGAAGCGUCUCCGUCUAGACCAAGCUACAAUAAAACCACAACUUCAAUGAUAGUUGAAUACGAUUCCACCUCCACGAUUGAAGAUAUUGAUCAGUCGAUGACUUCAGAAACUGUAUCAAAAAAGUCAUCCCCUCGUCCUUCAGUAUCUCCAACACGACGAGUCUCAAAACCGUCAGAUGACAUUCCAACAAGGCAGUCCAACAAGAGUCCAGACCGCAAGCAUAAAGACGACCUAGCUUCUACAAAAGAUGUUCCUGAGAGAAAGCCGACGAAACCAAAGGACUCCUCUCCAUCAGGACCGGGCUACAUGAAAUCUACUGCUUCUAUGACUUCAAAGUAUGAGACCACCUCCACUGAAGAUCUGCGUGAUACUAAUACUUCUAGGACGGUCCAAACAAGAUACUCAUCUUCACCCUCACGCAAAACUGUUAAACCUUCUGAUGGCGCUGAUAGCAGACCCAAUCAUCCUAAAGAACAAAGCCCUGAUCGCCAGCCUCACGCUCAUCAAGAUCGAUCUCCUACUAGGAAAUUAUCAGAAAACACUCCUGUAGACAAGUAUCCCAGAGAUAGUUCACCAACUAAAGGCAAACCUGAUAAAAUCCCUGGUUAUAUGAAAACUACUUCGUCUGUCUCAUCAAAAUAUGAGACUAUAUCCACCACUGAGGAAGAUGUAGAAGAAAAUACGUCUUUAACUAUAACUAAAAGCAAUGUGCGGCAGCCAUCAGACUCUCCAUCUAAAAAAGAACUGGAAAACUAUCCUCGUACUUCACCACCUAAGUCUACUACUGCUAAGCCACUGGAAGGCUUUUCUCAAACUAAGCCUGGACGUGAGACAGCACCUAAAUCAGGUAUAUCCGGCAAGCCAACUGGCAAUAAGCCAAACACUAUUGAGAAAACUCCUGAGUUCGUGAAGACAACUUCUCAUAUUUAUAAACAAGAUACAGUGUCCGCCACUAAAGAUUUCUUAGAAACCUGUAGAACAGAAAGGCAAAGUCCUCAUUAUACCCCUGAUUCACAAACUCCGAAGACAAGUGAUGAGUAUGGCCAAGAAACCGACCAUCCUCGAACAGUUUCACCAUCCAGGUCACACCCAACAGAUUAUAACUCAUCUAGACAUAGCAUUAGUCCUGAUCGUAAGUCUCAGCAGCCUUCUGAGCCCCUUGUGAAGAAACCAACCGAUGAAAAACGCAGGGGAGCAUCGCCUUCAAAGAAAAUUAUGAAUCCCGAAACUCCUGGUUACAUGAAAACUACUACGUCUGUUAAAACUAGACAUGAUGAGGAUUUCGAAGAAAUCACAUCCAGUAAGACCAGACAGAGUGUGCAUUCAUUAUCACGUCCAUCACCACCUAAAACGACUAAAUCAGAUAACGCUCCAAGUAAACCCGAUUUGGACAGAAGUCCUAACCGCAACCCACAAAAAUACACUGAGCCAUCACCGAAAGCUAGCCCAGAGAGACAAAUAGGUUACAAAUAUCCCAAGGACACUUCUCCGUCGCGAAAAACACCUGCCUCGGAAGAGACUGAACCUAGUAAUUUAAAAACCAUAACUUCUAUUAAGUCAACUUUGGAAGAUAUUAAGGACACCACGACUACAAAAAUCAAAGAAGGAUACCAUUCUACUUUGCAUCAGUCAGACACUUCACCAACAAGAAGAGGCACUAAGCCUACGGACAGUUAUAAAUCCACUCCGGAUCAGUCGCGAACACAUUCACCAACUAAGUCUCUACCAGAUGCCUCUGUGAAAAAAUCACCUGCACCUAAAGAGAGUAUUAACAAAUAUCCACGACACUCAUCUCCAAGAUCAAGUCCAGACAGAAAAACAACAACUGAUUCGGUUGUAACAUGUAACACUGAAACUAUUCCCACCACCGAAGAAAUUGAAACUACAGAAGAUACAGUACCCAAGCAUCCAUCAGUAGGAUCUCCUGAAUCGCCUUCACGCCGUGCUCCUUACGAACCAUCUAAAAAGCGUAGCUACCUUCAGCAACCAGAAGAGACCAGGCAGCUUCGCACACCUUCACCAAUGAAAAAAACCACAAAAAUUACUGAAGUUAGUACGGACUUCCUGAUGUCCGAGAGAGAACAGGAAAUUUUAGAUAGAGUCCAAAAGUCCCUUCGAAAAUUGUCUCCUGAUCGCAAAGAGAGAUCACCCAGCAGAGAAAAGAGCCCAAACAAAACAACAACCAGUUUGAAAGACAUUGAUAUAGCUAGCCACACUCUGAACGACGAUGAAAUUAUUAACGAAGAUGUAAUAGAUAUCACAGAGCAAUCAACCACUAAACAAGGAUCGCUUAUAGCUGAAAAAGUCAAGGAUUCCAAAGUCCCAACCAAAUUAUCUCCCAGAACUGUUUCGCCUACUAAGAAACCUUCAGGUAUUGCAACUCCAACAAAAACUGAUAAAAUAAGUCCGGAAUCACCCACGAAACCAAGAAGUGUUUCUCCCAAAAAACCAGUUUCAGCAACUGAAAGACCACAGUCACCGCAAGUGCGGCCAAGUGGAAUAAAACCUAAGGAGCCGAUACCUUCUCAUCUGACUAGAAAGGCGACACCUGCCACUUUAAAUAUCACCAAAACGGACAAAACUGUAACAGAUUUUAAGAAAACUUCAAAUAUUGGCUCUGUAACUAAACAAAAUAGUUUCAGUCGUUCAACAACCAAUAAAACUACUACAAAGACAGCCUCUUCACCUACGAGUCGACCUACUGAACCAGAAACUAAGCGAACCCCAACUCCUAAAGGCAUAAGGGAGAGCGUGAUCCCGACAAAGAAAGACAUCGACACGAAAGUGAUGCGGACUGUUAGUGAUAUUACAAUUAAGUCGAAGAAAACAUCACCUCAAAGAAUGAAAUCAAAGCCAGAAAUUCAAGUGAGUGAUAUGUCUACUAAAACUACAAAGCCUUCUAUUAAAGAACCACAUUCUAAAUUGCCAAGUAAGCCAAAAUCUGCUACGACAUUGAAUACUUCAACCGACGAAGAUGACAUUAUUAUUGAUGUUGAGCAAUCGAAAUCGUCGAGAGAAAAUUCACCUGAUCGUAUUUGUCCAACUCCCGUUAAUUUUGGAGAUGACGUUGGUACACCUCGAUAUCCUGAUGAAGUGAGUGAACCUGAUGAUGAUUUCCGUAGACGAACUCAUCAUACAAUCCAUGAGGCCGAGUCUAUCGUGGAUGACAUUGUUGAAAUUUGUGAAGAUGACGAACUUUUUGUUAGAAAGACUGAUGUCGACGUUGCGACUGAAGAUGACGAAAGCCUGCUUAGUGUAACAGACAAAGUAUCCAGAUUUACUAAAGGUGUUGAGACAGUAACGAAGCAUAAAGAUACAACUGCAAUAUUUAAAGAUACUGAAAGAAGGACACAUUCUGAUUUCAUUGAUGAUAAGUUGAAAUCUGAUGAGUGCUUAUUGUCUGUAUCGGAGAAAGUGAACAAGUUUGCCAGAGGACCAAGUGCUACUAGAGAUAGCAAGAGUCCCUCACGGAGAGUUACCGAUGAAUACGAUAAAAAUACUGUUUAUCAAGAUGACUACACUAAACUAAGUGUACACGACAAAGCACACUUGUUUGUGGAGACUGCAGAAAAUGCUAAGACUCCUAAAGUUAAACCAACUCCACAAAAAGUGGAGCGUCCUGACUUAACUAACGUUGAUGACUCAUUAAAGAGUGAUGAUUGCUUACUGAGUGUUUCGGACAAAGUACAUAAGUUUGUAAAAACAGCUGAGCAAUUCUUGACGGAAUCUCAGGAGGUCGAGGAGAAGGAAAAGCGAAUUAAAGAGCAACAUGACAAAAUCAUGCGCAAGAUAGUAGAUGAAGUUGAUGAUGAGGUAGAAAACUAUAUCGAGACGACGAAUGUUACCGAAGAUGUGGAAGUCACAAGCAAAAAGCCAGCAGACCGCCGUGAUGAAAAGCCCCAUAAACCAAGGGAAACUUCAUUGCUACCGAAGGUUAAAGAGUACAACAGCCCUAGUCUGAAAACCGCUGAUAGAACUCCAACCGUUAAAAUAACUACUCUUCGCAGCAGUGAAGCUGUUAAGAAGGCUAAAGCUUUGUUUGAAACAAUAGCCACCACUACGCAAAAAACAAAAGAAACCAUUAAAACUAAAACUGCUAAAUUAACAGACAUCGGAGUGACGAAAAAGUCUCCUAAACCUGAUUUUACUACUGAUAUCCAUCCCUGUAUUGAAGAUUCUUCUCCUAUUUAUAUUCCUGAUAAAGUGGGGGAUGAGGGUGAUGUUCCUCAAACCCAUAAAGAGCGACCGACAAGUGGUACACUCAGCCGGCCGCAAUAUCCUCGUACUGAUGAUAAGCCACGGAGCAGCCCGUCACGUUUAGUGGCCCAGUCUCCAGAAAUUCCAAGGUCUAAGUCCCCAGGUUAUCAAACUGUGGAAACCACAACUACAUCCAAAACUGUGUUAUCAAGAUAUCCGACUACUCAAAGAGCUGAAUCUCCGAGUCAGCGACACGAGCCUCAAAAAUCCGAUAGAAUUCCUGGAUACCUUCGUCCAACAAAAACUAGCCAAAUCAAGGAGGAGACGAAGGUGGUUGAGGAUACCGAAGUAAGCAGUCGACGAGGGAGCGGCAAGUUUGGUGUAGAGCUUCGAAGAACCAGUGUUGAAAGAUCAACGGCAAGUAGCGAACGCCGGCGAAGCGUCGAGCACCCCUGCAUCGAAGACAUCUUCGACCUGGACCUCCUGGAACAAAUGUUGGAAAAGGUCGUUGGUUACGAGCAGAGGCGUCGCAUCAGAUCACAGAUUCGGAUUGCUAGAAAAAAAGUCGAGAGCGACCAUAUUGACACUAACACUUACACUAAAACUACAAGACAAACUAUGACUACACAAAAGCUGCGGUCACCGGAACGCCUGAGGACGAGAUCACCCGAACGGGCUCCAAAAUCUACCCUCCAUAAAACAAAAUCCCCUGAUCGUCAUGCUAAAACACCCCAGAGAAUGAUCCCCGAAACCACCCGAGUACCAGAACUUGCGCAGCCUAUGCAUAAUGGGCACGCUAAAGAGCCAACCAGAACUAUAAGUGACAGGCGCCCCAGAACACACAGUCCUGAGAAACCUGCUCCAAAAUCCGUUCCCAAAUCAAAAAGUCCGGUUCGUCAACCUAGUCCCGACAAAAAGACACGACCUCAGUCUCCUAACAAAACAAUAACUUCUAAACCUAAACCCAAUCGCUUUAAUGAAUAUGCAUCAGCUUACAUGAAGAAAGUGGGUUUGAGUGAGGCUGAUAAGGUUAGAUUCGCCGAAGCAAAAUCAAGGAAAGCAGCAGAAGACAGACAGAGAACCAUCAAGCAUUCAGAAGCACAUAAAGUAGUGGAAGAAUACUCCACAACGAAAAGCUUCACUGCGAGGACUUCAUCUAAGGAUACCAUCGAAGUGGUGCAGAUGAAUGGAACUAACAAGAGGUCACCGUCACCUGAAAAGCGUCAGAGUCCUGAACGAAAGGCUCAGAGUCCUGAAAGAAAGGCUCAAAGCCCGGAAAGAAUUUACGAGCGAACUCCAAGUCCCACCCGUAAACAGGUUAAAUCAGAACCUUCUAAAAAAGAGACAAUCAUAAAAACUGUUUACGAAAUUGAAAAGAAGAUACCGCAGAAAUCAGUUCAGGAAGAGAAGCCGUCGUGGGUGACCAACAGGAACCUCAAGAAGAUUAGUUCGGAAACCAGAACGUUCAGCAGUAAGAAGAUAGAAGAGAAGCCAAAGUACAGAGCGCCCAGUCCCUCCAAGGUCAUCCCGAAGCCUAUCGACGUGAUCACGUCCAGCUACGGGCCCGGGCCGCUCGACGCUGACGGCAAACCACUGUUCGGUAUCAGGGCUUUGAGGAACGGUGCAUCUAACUAUCAAGUGAAAGGCACGGUGAUCCGCCAAGAGUACCACUCCCGCAACGGCGGGGAGCCCGAGGGCACAGUCUCGGUGACCGCGUACUCCACGGAGCCCGAAGACCUGGAGCGCCUGCUGCAGAGCCAGGGGGAGCCCCCCUCCCGCAUCCACGGCCUGGCUGCCAUCACCACCACCAAGAAAUUCGGCGGAGACACGGGAACGACGCUCAAGGAAAUACAUGGGAGAGAAGAUCGCGCCGCCAUAGACCAGUUCACACACAGUGACCGGCGCGUCUCCGACUCCAAGGUCGAGGAGAUCUCCCAGAGAAGCUACGACUCCAGAAGAGAAGAUAUCCUGGGGGAAACCAGACGUAUCGAGAGCAGACGGGAGGAGGUCAUUGGCGACCGCCUCCGACAGGCCAGGGAGGAGAUCGUGGACAGUGCUAAGGACAGGAGGGAAGAUAGGACCGAGAGGAUGCAGAGGCGAGUGGAGAAGGUGGAGAAGAAGGGAGACAGGACGCAGGAGAGGAAGGAGCGGAUAGAGAGGACGGAUGAUAAGAAGACUGUCCGACAGAGCUCCGUCAAGUCACUCACCGAGAAAUACAUCAAGAGUGCCAACGAGAGCUCUAAGACGGAGCGCGCCGCGUACCCGAAGGCGGGGCUGAUCCUGCGCACCGCCACCAUGAAGGACAGCGUCUCCAGCGACUCCUCGGCACAUGCUGGUCUGACCCGCACAGACAGCGAGCACAGCCUGGGCUCAGUAGAAGACACCGUGGUGACGACAGAACGCGUGGAUGGAGGAGUCAGGACGGUCACCACCACAACCAGGAGUCACGGCUCCGUGCAGCGCGGAGACCGCUCCUUCCUCGACAGCAACACCAAGGUCACAGGCGUCCAGGACAUACUCACCAGGAUGAAGAAUGCUGAUAUAGUGAUCCAGGAGGGCGACACGACGGAGGACACGGAGGCGCGAGCGCUGCUCAACAAGUUCCUGGGCGCCACCGUGCUCAUGGCCGGCAUGCAGGGCUACGUCACUGAGAAGCCGACCGGCAAACUCGUCGUCAAGCAGGAGACAGUUCGCACCACAAGCAGUGGAGGCGGCAAGGUCACCAGCUCGCAGACCAGCACCCUCGAGGACUUCGACGUCGACCAGUGUUGGGACGAGCGUCUUCUCAGGAAACUCUUGGACGAGUGCAACGACUACGAGCAACGUCGACGACUGCGCGCGCGCAUCCGAACACUAAUGGCGGAACAAGAAGCAUGCGCGAGCGCCGUGACGGAGGCGCUGGCGGCGGCGGGUGAAGCUGACGGCGCGGACGGCGACAGUCGCGGUGAGUCCCUCCUCCUCCCGCUGCUGCAGGGGCUGCUGGGCGGCGGCGGCGAGCGCCUGCUGGCCGGGCUGGGCGCCGCGCCCGCCGACGUGGUGGCCGACGUGCGGCGCUCGCUGGGCCGCCUGCGCGCCGCACUAGCCCCGCCCACCGAGCACCCGCAGGCGCGCGCGCUGCUGUCCCUCGCCGACCGCCUGGAGGACGCGCUGGACGCCGCCGACCGGCUGGACGGCUGCCGCCGCAAGCCGCGCCGCCGCAGCCGCGCCGCCCGGCACACCGUCGGCGUCACGCACGAGGAGCUCGAGGAGGCGCGCCGCCUCGUAGACCGCGACCAGCUGGCGCUCGGUGCCAAGGGACCUUCCUCCUCCGGCGCCACCUCCACAGCCUCCAUGGCGACUAGCACGGAUGAACCUUCCACCCCAGAACGCAAACAAAGUGUUGACGAGUCCGUUAGCUACCACGAUGCGGUGGCAUCCCGACAGAAACCCACGCCAGUAGCGCACUCCGUCAGCUACGAAGCACCUAAAAUAAACCGAGACGCUAACGUCGUCGUAGAGAAGCGCGCCCCGACCACUCGUAAACCCGACUUUUAUCGGCAUUCAGUCGCGGAUGCGGGUGGCCAACACUCCCAACCCCACCAACAAGCACCAAUUCCCCAAAAACCGCGACCACAGGUACAACAACCGCCACCGCCCCCGCCAGUGCAACAACCGCAGCCGGUGCACGCACCCCAGCUGCUGUAUCAGCCCCAACCACUUCAUCAGACGUACCAGCCUCAGCCACGCAUGGAGCGGCGCCCCUCAGAUUCCAAGAGUAGCAUAGCAGCUAUGGCUAACAAAUUUGAUUCACAUGCACAGAAGGAAAACAUACCUCGCCGCGCCCCCGUACAGACAGCGCCACAGAUACAACAAAAGGAAUUUAAGCGCGAAGACCCAAAACGUGCCCCAUUAUACAUGCCCCUUCCGCCCACUUAUAAUUUCGCGGCACCACCAACCGCCACGCAGGAUGACUCCAAGCCACUUAAUAGAUUCGGGAGUAGUAAUAAUAAACGCCUCCGUAUGAAACGCGCUAAUACUAUCGAUAUAGGUAGGCCUUUCGGUGGGUACCGCAUGGACAGCGACAAUGAUGACGAAACAUCUCCUCAUCCUAUUGUACCGGAGUUUAGACCCCAGACAGAGAAUGAUAGGAAAUUUGUAGCUUUUAUGAAGAAGAACGAGGCAGCUGACCGAGAGGCAGUUGGCGUAUCUGGCCCUGCCAACUGGAGCAGCAGGUUUGGAAAUAUUAAGAACGCAUUUGAGAGUCGAGAGCGCGAGGACAACAGUACGAACAGCAGGUCGUCCAGUGCGUCAUCUGCCCGGCGCUUCUGGCGCACAGCAGAUGAGACUGCGGUGAACCCAGCUGCCGCGAGACCUAGAAAGUUCUUCAAUGGAAGUAACAAUGAUAUAGUGAAACCCCCGUGGGUAAACGAAAGAAGGGAACCGAUGCGCGUGCAAAUUCCGCGACAAGUGCAACAUCCCCUCCCUCCGCCAUCCGCGCCGGUUAACGCGCCCGCGCACCGCCCCGCGCCCGUCAUCACGCCGUCGUCGGCACCCAUCCUGCCGCCGGCGCCAGCACCGCCAGCACUAACCGCACCGAUCGCGCCGCCGUCGCAUCCACCGGUUCCGCAGUCUCCCACAAAACCCCUCGUUGUUAAACCAUUCGUCGCGAGACCCAUACCUGUAAAUCAGUUCUCUCACGCGCCUAUGUCCGCGUUUAAACCUCCAGCUAAAGUGACGUCACCAACGGCAGCACCUGCAUACAUAUGGAGUCCUCCUUCCGUUUUGAACGUUACCUCACCCACGGUCGACCAUACGCCCGCGUUCCCGGUAAACCCAGUGCCUAUCGCUCGAAGCCCGCCUGUGCCAAGCAAACCUUGGGCCACUGACACGGAAAAACCAAAGAGGGUAGUUAAUAUGGCUACCACGAAGUUUGAAAACAAUAAGCCAGAUCCCGUACUUCCGCCUUACCGGGAAAGGCCAUCCGCGUUUAACCCGACCGCACCACCGACUCACGCACUCCCGCAAAUGCAAAAUUAUCCGGUCAAGACGAUACCCAGUCAGAAUGACCUCUCAGCCCCAGAACUCGUGCGUAAAGUGGAUGACACCAAAUUCCCAGUGCAAGACUCGUAUCUACCAAAGGUUGAUGCGCAAAAAUUACAAAUUGAGUUCUAUGAGAAGCAAAUUCGUGAAAAGAACCGUCGAGAAACAGCAAUAAACGGUCACAGUGAUCCCAUAGAACGAAAACCCCCUGCGCCGCCUGCCUACACUAUCACUGACUACACGCCUUCCAGUGGUGUCUCUACGUUUGUCCCACUGCAACGCACGCCAGACAUAGAGAAAGCUCGCGCACAUAAGGUGGAUUACCUGCCAGAUGUUGUCACAAAUGACACAGACAGACUCCGCAGCGGUGCCUCGCCGCACCAGCCGCGCGGCCCCGCCAGCCCCUACUCACCACGAGCUAACAAUGCGCCAGAAUCGCCCCACACCUAUCAGAAUGGUGACGUGCCAUACACUAAUGGUGUAGACGAAGGGGUCACGACAGAACACGACAGCGUGGUGACCCGUGUGAUGCGCGGCCCGGUGCGAGGCGCGGCGACUAUCACGACAGGUGUGCGCACGCGCAACGACGAGGGACGUCGAGGCUCGGCCGCCGACAGCUUGCGUGGCGCGCUCGACAAGUUCUCGUCACCGAAAAACGACGUCCUCACGCAGAUCGAACGGAAAAAACGCGAGACGGCGAGGUCCCAGGUACGGGCCCCUGUAAAUACCGGCCGCUCCCCCCUGCUCGCGCCCGCAUCCCCGCACGCCCCCCAGUCCCCCGGCGCGCUCGCCGCGUCCCGCGAGUCUGUGCUGUCCAGCGAGUCUGCCGGCAGCCUGGGUUCCAACCCGCUCAGCAGGUCGGGCUCGUGGCAUCAGAUGGUCGCUAGUCCCAAGUCGGCCUCGCCACGACGAGUUGUAGCCCGCGCCAAAUCAAUGCACCUCCUAGCCGUGCCCAAGCUGUACGAAGGUGGGAUCGCUCGCGAGGAAGUGACGGAAAAGAAGCGAACUGUGGAAGCGUAUUUCUCGGGGCAGCAGCAGCAGCAGACGUCGCGGGCGGCGACAGCGGGCUCGACGCGGCCGCGGGCGCUGCGCCAGUCGUUCGCGGCGCCGCAGGCGUACUCGCUGGGCCGCAGCCGCACGAUGCCCACGGUGUCGGAGCUGCAGUUCCUGGACGAGAGCAACACAGAGGACGCGUUCGAGGACCUGGUGUCGGCGCUCGCGUAGCGUAGCGUCGCAACAUUCCACUAGUUAGGAGCGGGAGACGAGCGAGACGCGCAGGAAGAGGAAGUAACUGUGACAUCGAGCGUGAGGAGGAACUCGUCAGAAACUGUUAGCACUAGCACUACCACAACUAAAACAUCUAAAGUGAUAGAGAGUAUGACCAGGCCAGCGCCCAAGCCCGUGUCGCCGUUCGCCAAGUUCCGGCAGCUCGAAAAACAAAAUUCAACUAACAGUCCCAACCAUAUCUGUGGAUACGAAUAAGGAUUAGAUACAACUCGCCCCAGACCCCGCAGAGCCCGGGCUCUCCGGCGCAGCCUUACUUCAAGUUCACGGACCCCGCGCUGCAAGCCAGCGCCGUCACUAUUAAAGAGCGAUUGCUGCAGUGGUGUCGCGACAAGACCCGGGACUACGAGAAUGUGAAGCUGGAGAACUUCUCGACGAGCUGGGCGGACGGGCUGGCGUUCUGCGCGCUGCUGCACCACUUCCUGCCUGACGCCUUCGACUACUCCAAGCUGUCGCCUGACAAGCGCCGACACAACUUCACGCUCGCCUUCAAAAUUGCCGAUGAGAAGGCGGGCAUCUACCCGCUGCUGGACGUGGACGACAUGGUGACGAUGCGCAAGCCGGACUGGAAGUGCGUGUUCACGUACGUGCAGUCCAUCUACCGCCGGUUCAAGGACCAGAACUGACGUCACCCGGUCGCCCAGCCGUCCAGCCGUCCCACUGAACACCGCCUGUCGCCACUACCAACAUAUUGAAGCCUCGACGGAUAAUUGAUUAGACUCCUCCCAUGUCUAAGUUGGCGAUUAUGUUUAGAGGGCUCCAAUGGUUUAGUCAGGAGAUUUUCCAUUAGCAAAAUUAGUUGGUCCAUCCACUUUAGGCGUUGUAAUGGCAGCAGACGGUGUUCAAGUCCGCGGGGUUCAGGCGUCAGCGCCGAGUAGUAGUUCGCUGUAGUCACAAAUAGUACGUUACGAAGUGUGUUAUAAAUCCAAAGAGCGUAUGUUGUUGAUUUGUUCGUUUGUUAUAAAUGUUUAUAUGUCAGUGUCCGCCCAACUCGUAUCUCCAAGCGCUGUCUCGAUACAGUCCUCCUAUUUAUUAUAAUCUCAAGAUGUGAUUUUUUCUACGUUAGCUUGUAAGUUUUAACUAACAUUAAUAUAAUAUAUCGAGCGACUUCAGCUAGGUCGUAGUGUAAUGGCGCACUGCUAAGGAUCGCUUGCACUUAUAUACCCGCACAUAAGAGAGUAGUAUCCUUGUUAUCAGUGUACAUACUGUUUCACGAUUACAUUUAACAUAUUAUUAUUAUAUGAAUUUGACAUUAUUAAUAACAGCGGCUUGAUGUAUUCGCCUACUGAUUUUAUGAAAUUUGAUAUUAUUAUAUGAUUAUUCUGUUAAUUUAUAUUGAUAAUGAAAUAAAUAUUGAUUAACAAAAA